Physcomitrium patens is the source of this 4774-nucleotide messenger RNA. RefSeq names its product protein kinase STUNTED. Gene Ontology annotation, biological process: protein phosphorylation. The record is from RefSeq and is a predicted model, not a curated record. Gene Ontology annotation, molecular function: protein kinase activity; ATP binding. NCBI's taxonomy places the organism in Eukaryota, Viridiplantae, Streptophyta, Bryopsida, Funariales, Funariaceae.
UCAUUUGUUUGUUUUUACUUUAUUAAUUAUUAUCAUUGUUCCAGAGAGUAGUUCAUUAGUAUGUUAUGGGGGAGAGGGGGUUUCAAUGAUUGGCUUGCAAGGCCCAUUCAUGACCACAGUCCCAUUGGAACACCACCACCUGAUGAAGAGACAGAGAGAGUGAAGUGGGAGAGUAUCCAUCCACACAUGGUGUGUUGAUGAUGAUGGACUCCGUUCCAGGACAGAAACGGCAUAUACCCCCACCCCACCUUUCUUUCCUUCAGGAGCUGUGCUUCCAAAACCAGGAAGAAGGGAAAUGAUGAAUGAAUGAAUAGAAGGAAGGAAGUGCAUGAUGGGAACAACAACAAAGGGGCAAGAGAGAGGGGUUCACAAGUCAUCAUCAGAUUUUAUCACAAGCGUGAUGAUGCAGUCUAAUACAAGCUUGCUACUGCUGCUCAUGGCCCUAUGAUUUCCUCUUUGUGCAGUCAUGGCUGGAUGAUGAGCAAGCAGCCCUGCGAGUAAGCUAGCGAGUGGAGGGGGUAAAGAGAGAGAGAGAGAGAGAGAGAGAGUGUGAGUGUGAAGUUGCCAAUCCUCCUCUGCCAGUUGCAGCAAGCAACGCAGGGCCAAGCACAACGGGUCAAGGAGUGUCGCAGCUUCGGACAUACAGAGCUCAAACCCCUCACCCACUUGCCUUGGUUUCUCUGUCAGUCUUUCGGGGUGAAAUCGUUGCCGUCGAUGGUGAAAAAAGAAAAGAAAAAGAGAGACGAUCAGGGCAACUGGCGUGGGGCGGUCGUUUCUUUCAGCUCCGAAAAGAGCAGCGUGAUACAAAAAAAAACUGGCGACGGGGUUGCGCCGCCCGUUUCGCAACGAAUUCUGUGUGCUAUAACUGCGAUUACGGUUAAAGCGAAACUGAAAGACGGGGAAUUGAUUGUAAGAGACUGAAGAAGAAGAAGCAUAAGGAGGAGGUGGAGGAGGAGAAGAAGGGCGGAGGUGCCACUGAUUUCACUCGCUGGGUAUGACUAAUCACUCGUUACGGCACCCAACUGUCGUCUCCUUCCUGAGCAAGUCUAUGAAAAUCCACCCGCAUAAAGUGAAAGGAGAAAAACCGCAGAGAAUGAUGAACUUAGGAGUGUGAUGGUGGUGGUAACCCAGGGAGAAAUUUGGAGCUUCGCAGCGGCCGAUUCUCCAGGAGGGAUAAAAAAGAAUAAAGAUAACAAAAACAGUACAAAAAAACAAUUAGUGGAUGAAGGGCUAAAUGUGGUAUGAGAAUCGCUUCGGAGCAGCAGUGAGCGAUUGAUGAUUGAUUCGGCCCCUGACUUGGCUGAUUCCCAGGACGUCCAGGUGAACUCUACCGUCGUGGCCAUCUCCGAGAAACCCGAACUUGCCUCAUUUGAGGGCCAUUUCGCGCACUGCGCCUCGUUCGGAGCUCGGCUUGUCAUCUGCUGGCGUGAUUGAUUGUUUUGUUUUCUUUGACUGCGUCGUGAGCCGGGGGGAUAGUCGUUUGAUGUAUUCUGUGGGAUUGCGGGGUAAUCACUCGAGUUGUUUGCGCGCAUUGAGGUUGGGAGCAAUCGUUGAGAGUUAGUGGAAUGGUUUGCGAGAUGGCAGGUGAGAGGGCGUGGUGGGUCAAGGGGGUAGCCAUGGCAAGGUUGGAAUUUCAGUGAAAAGGUGGUUAGAAGUGGGAAGCGAGCUAACGUCGUAUUGAACGAGGGCGAAGAGGUUGCUGCAUUGGUAGAUCUGGUUGAGCGGAAUUGGAGUGGAGAUGGAGAGAGAGAAACAUGGGUCACGAAGGUGAUGUGACGUGAAGAAGCCAAUCGUAGGAAAAGAGUUUGGAGAGUAGAGUUGUGAGCUGAGGGUGCGGAGAGGGGUGGGAGGGGCGGUGAAUUCAUGAAAGAUGGGCGCAGAGAGAAUAGCAGCAGUUGGUCCAGCGUAUCAGGGGGUAGAGGAGAUGGCUAACCUGUCUGCGCUCCGAACACAAUCAUCAGAGGGCGCGAGCGGACGCAGGCUGCUGGUGGGCAUGAAGCUCAACACUUCUUGCAGGGAGAUGCUCACCUGGACCAUUGCCAAGUUGGCCCAGCCCGGCGAUCACAUCCUUGCAUUGCAUGUCUCCUCGUUUCCGCUGCUCGAAGAGCCUACAACCAAGGAAAAGGAGUCUCAUGUUCAGCAAUUGGCCCAAACUUUGCGUGGAGUUUUCUCAGUCUACGAAGCCUUGUGCAAUCUGAAGCAGAUAAAACUGCAACUGGAGAUCGUCAGUGGGUACAAGGUCAAGCACAUCUUAGUUGAGGUUGCCAGGAGUUAUGACGCUUGCAAACUCAUUCUCGGCACCAACAACAGCUUCCCCGUGGGCCGGACGAAGGCGGUCGGUAGAUACUGUCUGAAGCGGCUGCCUCGCACUUGCAUUGUUGUAAUCCUUGACCAGGGCGAGAUUAUUUUUGACAAAAGGGGAACGCUCGGCACAGGCAUGACAAGGUUAGGCAUGAUCAAAGUAUUUCGGCGAAGUAUGCGGAUUGGGCAGAACAAGAAGUUGGGAAGCGACGUUGGAUUGGAUGGGUCCGGAGAUAGUGAGAAUCCAGAUCUUGGAAAGCUGAACACCAGUCUUUCCGGGAUGCCCCAUUAUCAACAAAGUCUCACUUCGAGCACUCGUGGUGAGCGGGACUUGAGCUUUGGGUCUUGUUCUUCGGUUCUGCAAGAACACUUCUCAAACUCUCCCGUGAGUGUGCUCCCCUCAGAGCGACGCAACAGCACGUCUGGUUUUGAGGCUCUUCGUAUGUCAUUCUCCAAGCGCCGUGCGCAAGGGACGCUAAAAGCAUCAGCCAAACUCAAACCAAGAGCUGCGGAGGUUGAAGAUGAGAGAUCGGAUAUGUUUCUCCUUCGAGAGCCGGACAGCAACGACGCAGCUGAGUUGAAUAACUCAUCUGGUUCAGGCGCCAAAGAUCCCGUGGAACCUGAACUUACCGUGGCUGAUUCCGAAGUGCCAAGAGCGUCAAAGGAUGGUUUUGUCCCAGGAUGGCCCCUUCUGCACCAAACCAUGGGAUUCGAGAAUAAGUCUCAGCCAGCUAAUGAUAUCGCGGAUCGUGAUUUGUCAGUUAUAAAUUUGGCUUUGCAAUUGCCGGAACAAGGGCAUGAUCCAUCAUCAUCACCACCACUGCCACCAAAACAAUUUAGGGUUGACGAGUUGAAUGGAAAGAGCAGAACAAGAGAUUCUUGUCAGUCAGUAGCGCAAGAAGUGGAUUGCCUUCGCUUAAGUCGACCUAUCACUGCAUUUGCUUAUGAGGUUCUCGAAGCCGCGACCUCCAUGUUUUCUCCAGAUAAUGUGGUAGGACGUGGAGGAGGAAGCGAGGUGUUCAGAGGUAACUUGCAGGAUGGGAGGGUAGUGGCAGUGAAGCGACUGAACCAUGGUCCACAAUCAGAAGAAGAAUUUUCGAUCGAUAUUGAAAUUAAUACAAGUUUGGAACACCCACAUAUUGUUUCGCUGCUUGGGUACUGUCUGGAGUCAUCGCACAGGCUUCUUGUCUACGAUUAUUUACCCGAAGGAAACUUAGAAGACCAUCUUCAUGCUACAGGAAAAGAGGCAUCAAUGGUUCCAUGGGAAGUGCGGUACAAAGUGGCAGUGGGCAUUGCCAAGGCUCUUGAGCACCUUCACAAGGGCUGCACCAGGCCCGUGAUUCAUAGAGACGUUAAAACCUCGAACAUACUUCUUACCGCUGACUUCGAAUCUCAGUUGUCGGACUUUGGGCUUGCGAAGUGGGCACCCACCAAGGCUUCUUACCUUCUGUGUAAUGACGUCGUUGGAACGUUUGGGUACUUGGCCCCGGAAUACUUCAUGUAUGGGAGGGUGAACGACAAGAUCGAUGUGUACGCAUUCGGUGUAGUGCUUUUAGAGCUUAUCACGGGUAGGAAACCGAUCGAUACCACGAGGCUUAAAGGCGAAGAGAAUCUCGUGAACUGGGCAAGGCCUCUGCUGGUUGACAGAGCAUUGAACAGAUUGGUGGACCCUCUGCUACAAGGCUCAUACGAUGAGGGGCAGAUGAACAGCAUGGUGAUAGCAGCCUUACUCUGCACCCAACAAUCCGCUCAACAGAGAGCACAGAUGAGUCAGAUCCUGCAAGUUCUCGGUGGCGACCACGAAGAAGCGCUGAGCACUUGCUUAAGGCUUGUGGAUGCUGAAGAGGUGGAGUGCCCUCUGGACGGAGGAGCUCAUGAUGGCUAUGGCGAUUCAACCAACAACAUCCGCAACCAUUUGGCUCUUGCAAUGCUGGGCGUAGACGAUGACGCAAACUCGCAAUGCAGUGUAGAUCUAAGCAGUGUGGAUGUUCCCCACUCUAACAAGUACCUAGAGGAGUAUCUGGAAGGCCGGUUCAGCCGAUCAGCCAGUUUUGAGGAUUAAUCUCGCUGGUUCGUCUUGUUUUUGAGGUUGAGAGAUGCAAAGGAACAUUGGUACAGUAGGAGAGGUUCGGUCUGCGAGGCAUCGAUUAGAGAAUAGGUAUGUACCAUAUGAGAUUAGGUUAUUUUUUUGGGCUUUGUCCAAUUGGCUUUGAAGAGUGAGUAGCUAUUCUCCGCCUUCUUCGAGAGAUUUUAAGAAAGAGCGGGAGCUUCAUGAAGCUCAUGACCACCUUGUGCACAAAAACAACCUUGAGGUUCCACUUAUGCGGACCUUGUGAAUUAAAAUUAGGGACUAGCCAAUGCUGUUUGAUACAGAUCCCUUAAGUGCUAUCACCUGAGAUGUGCACGCAUAUUUACAUGUACCGAUGUGUUUCUCUAGUGUAACGACUUCAGCCAAGAAGAGUGUAUUCUCUCA